AUGUUCCAUAUCCUCCUCACCCAGACGUUGCAGUCAGCACCAGAUGUGGUAGCUCAUUUUGGGGGGGACGUCACCCUGAGCUGCCUCUUCCCGUCCCAGCCCGGGAUGAACCUCCAGCGUCUGACCCUCACCUGGCAGAAGGAGCGGGCGGGGGCAGAGGCCCUGGUGGUUCAUAGUUAUUAUUAUGGGAGUGAGCAGCUGGCGAGACAGGACAAGGGUUAUAGGAACCGGACCUGGCUGGAUCCAGAGGGGCUGGCCUGGGGGAACGCGUCCCUGACGCUGAGGGGUGUCCACAUGCAGGACGAGGGCGUCUAUCUCUGCCACGUCACCUCGGAGCUGGGCAGGACGUCUGAACGCACGGAGCUGAGAGUGGGAGCCCCGUUCAGCGAGCCCCAGCUGACCUUCAACCUCUCCAGUGCCGGGGUCACACUGACCAUCCACACAGGGGGCGGGUACCCCGCGGCCACGGUGCGGUGGCUGGACGAGGCAGGCAGUGACGUCACAGCAGAAGGUGCCACGGAGCAGCAGGUGGAUGAACAGGGGCUCUACCACGUCACCAGCUGGGUCACAGUGCCGCCUGCAACCCACAGCGCCAGGCUGACCUUCAUGUUAACCUCUCGUGUGCUGGGGGCACCAAUCACCCGGCCACUGAGCCUGCAGCUGAGCCCAGGACUCCUGGAUCCCCCGGACUCCUGCCUUGGGGUCCGCCUGGCUGUCAUCUGUGCCGCCUGCCUCUUCAUCGUCCUGCUGGCUGUUGCGUUUCUCUACCAUCUCCACCAGGGCCCGGCCGGAUCCCACUCCUGGAGGAAGGCUGAGGAGGAGGAGGAGGAGCAGAAAGAGAUCUCCUGCCCAAUCCCAGCCGGCCCCCGCUCAGAACAAGCCGGGGCUGAGUCCUAG
Messenger RNA from Emys orbicularis (European pond turtle), 897 nucleotides. RefSeq names its product CD276 antigen-like. Lineage: Eukaryota; Metazoa; Chordata; Testudines; Emydidae. The transcript has 4 exons. Gene Ontology annotation, biological process: T cell receptor signaling pathway; regulation of cytokine production. Gene Ontology annotation, cellular component: external side of plasma membrane. Gene Ontology annotation, molecular function: signaling receptor binding. Bases 1 to 897 code for a protein of 298 amino acids. The record is from RefSeq and is a predicted model, not a curated record.